Molecule: messenger RNA, 759 nt
Organism: Drosophila grimshawi
Lineage: Eukaryota; Metazoa; Arthropoda; Insecta; Diptera; Drosophilidae
Product: serine/threonine-protein kinase fray2
Exons: 2
Coding region: 49-759 (236 amino acids)
Source: RefSeq, a predicted model, not a curated record
ACAGGUUGUGUUUUUUUGCCGCUCAUAUUAAUAAUAAAUAUAAAAACAAUGCGGGAAAGGCGCGAUAGAGAACGAGAUCGAGAGCGGGAACGAGACCGAGAUCGGGAGCGGGACCGAAACCGUGACAGAGAUAGGGAUAGAGAACGAGAGCGCGAACGUGAACGCUAUCGCUCCAAAUCAAAAUCUCCCUCACGCAGCAGCCGAAAUAGAUCAAAGUCAAAGAAGAAAAAGUCAAAGAAGUCGAAGAAAUAUUAUCGACAUAGUCGCAGCAGCAGCCGCAGCUCAUCGCUCAGCUCACAGAGUUCAUCCCGCAGCAGCUCGCGGAGCCGGCAGAGCAAGGGUCGGGAAUACGAUUCCCGCAAAUCCAAGUCCAGGUCGGCAUCGCAACGCACAACACGAGCGCCCAGCGCCGAGAGCGGCUUCCGUCAGCUAAACACAUCAUCAGCAAAAUCAACUGCACCGCCCAUCAAAGCCAUCGAUUUGCUAGACGCCAAAGUGCAAAAGAGCCUGGAAACAAUCGAUGAGGAUGCAUUCAAGCCGUCUGCAUUCUUCAGCUCUCGCGAUCGGGAAGCCCAUGAAAAGGACAAAGUGAUCAUCGAUUUAAAUAAGGAGACUGUGAUCGUAACCAAGCCAGCCGAAGUUACAGCUCCUAAAGAAGACGAAAUCUUCCAUCCCAAUUUUUUGGGCGAUUCUGAACUGAAGGCAGAGAAAUGGCUGCGCAAACUCUACAAUUAUCGCCAGAAGUACAUGCAGCAAUAG